CCUGGCGUGGUGGAAGAGGCGUCGUUUUGGGGGCGGCUCUUCGUUCGCUAUUCCCGCGAGAGUAGGGAUGGCUGAUCCGCGCCCCGAGCGGAGCUGAGGCGGACGGAGAAGGGAGGCUCAGGCCCGCCACACCGAGGAUGAAGGAGGAUAAGGAAAACGCCAGGCCGAAGGAGAAGCGAGGCGGGCCUCUCACCCCGACCGGGUUCGGAGCGGCCAUGGGCGGAGCGGACGCCAAAGCGGGUGGCGAGCCUGACAAGCUCGAACGGCCCAAGGACAAGAAAGAGACGCUCCUCAAGGUAGUGAUUCGACGCCUGCCUCCCAGUCUGACCAAGGAACAGCUUGAAGAACAUCUCCAGCCUCUGCCUGAGCAUGAUUAUUUUGAAUUCUUUGCUAAUGAUUCAAGUUUGUAUCCACACAUGUUUUCCAGAGCAUACAUCAACUUUAGAAACCAAGAAGACAUAGUUCUAUUCAGGGAUCGCUUUGAUGGUUAUGUUUUUGUUGAUCACAAAGGUCUCGAGUAUCCUGCCAUCGUGGAAUUUGCACCAUUUCAGAAAGCUGCCAAAAAGAAGAGUAAGAAAAAGGAUGCCAAAGCUGGGACCAUUGAAGAUGAUCCAGAGUAUAAGAAAUUCCUGGAGAGCUACAGCGCUGACGAUGAAAAGCUAGCGUCUACCCCUGAGACUCUGCUGGAAGAAAUAGAGGCAAGAAACAAAGAACUGAUAGCAAAAAAGACCACUCCUCUGUUGAACUUCUUGAAAAACAAGCAGAGGCUGAGAGAAGAAAAACGAGAGGAGAGGCGGAGGCGGGAAUUAGAGAGAAAAAGACAAAGGGAAGAAGAGAGGAGGAAAUGGAAAGAGGAAGAAAGGAGGAAAAGGAAAGAAGCUGAAAAAACAAAGAAGGUGGAGAGAUUUCCAGAGAAAGAAAGGGACAGAUCCAAGGAUGAACCAAAGAUUAAGCUACUUAAGAAGCCAGAAAAAGAUGAAAGAGAUUUUGAAAAAAAGGAAAAGGCCAAGAAACUGGAGAAGGAGAGUCUGAGGGAGGAAAAGGCUACCAGCGCAAUCAGCAGUGCGACAGCCAAGCGCUCCGAUGGGGAGGUUAAAGAGGAGAAGGCCAAAAAGUUAGUGUUCUCUUUUCAAUUGGAAGAUGAAUGCUGCAAAGACUAUAGGGAAAGAGAGCGAGAGUAUGACCGGGACCGAGAGUAUGAGAGAAUCCAGCGUGACAGGGACAAGGUCAGGCGCCAAGAAGAUGAUCGACGGAGGCAGAAAGAACGCUUUGAGAAAGAGAAGCUGUUCAGAAGAAAGGAGGAAGAUGUGAAAAAGGAAAGAGACUCUGUGCGAGAGAAAGGAAAGCGAUCUGAACUUGCUGACUAUCUGGGCAAUAUGGAGAAACCUGAGAAAGUAACCAAAGAGGAUAAAAGAGAAGAUAUGGCUAAGAGGGAUCGCAUUAGAAACAAGGAUCGCCCAGCCAUGCAGCUCUACCAGCCAGGGGCUCGAAACCGGAGUCGGUUAUGUGCCUACAAUGAAAGCCCUUCAAAGCCAUCUGAUCAGGGAGCAGAUAAAAAGCUGGAAUGUGAGAUGAGUAAUGCAAAAGAGGAAGACUGAUGAGCCGUGGAUUUUUGGACCGACUUGAGAGCCAAAGAGCAUGAACUGUGAAGUCCAGAAGUGCCUUGAAGGAGGAAGAGGGGGAAAAGGGGGCCGUACUUUUGGAUGUCUCCGGUUUCAACGCCUCAAUGCAGAGUCAAGACUCAAAUUGUAUUUUCUCAGUUCGUUGUUGGGGUAGGAAGAGGAGAUGGUGAUUGUGGCAGCGAACAAGGGGGCAGAAAGCUGUCCAUUUCUCAGAAAUAAGGCUUAAUUACCCCCCUCAAUAAGUCAUGUGACUAAUAGUAUCUCAGCGCCACGCUCUUUGAAAUAGUAGCCAUGUUACCAGUAUUUGCACUUAAAUACAGCCAUCUUGGACCCUCAGGAUUGCUCAUGUGUUAAUGCCUUUAUCAUUGCGCUGUGUGGAAUUUGUAACUAAACAUGCAGGGGGUUCUAUCGUUGAGAGAGGUUUUUAUACGUGGAGCUGCUUGCAGCCGGUUGCAAAAUGGAUCUUUAGAACAAGAGGCAGCUAAGCUUUGCUUUUUUCUGCUUGUGACACCUAUAAAAUCUUCACUGAAAUGAGAGUAAUUUUUUAAUUCAUAUCUUGUAAUAUCCAGAUAUGAUGCAACUUCAUUUAGCUGUGUAGCUUCUUUCCAGCUUUUCCUAGAGCUGUAGGGAAAACAUUCCAUUUCAGUUCUGCAUUGUCUUUCCUGGGGCAUUAGAGUGUCUUGCAACUUUUACAAAGAGUUGCUGCUCCUCCUCUAUGCUAACACAACACAGCUAUUUUGUACUUAAUAAAACUCUUUGAGAGAUACCAUUUAAAA
Messenger RNA from Sphaerodactylus townsendi, 2398 nucleotides. It is a transcript of the gene UPF3B, whose product is annotated as UPF3B regulator of nonsense mediated mRNA decay. The coding region runs from base 138 to 1598 and encodes 486 amino acids. The record is from RefSeq and is a predicted model, not a curated record. The transcript has 10 exons. Gene Ontology annotation, biological process: nuclear-transcribed mRNA catabolic process, nonsense-mediated decay; positive regulation of translation. Gene Ontology annotation, molecular function: mRNA binding. Lineage: Eukaryota; Metazoa; Chordata; Lepidosauria; Squamata; Sphaerodactylidae. Gene Ontology annotation, cellular component: nucleolus; cytoplasm.